This is a messenger RNA of Alternaria incomplexa, 1662 nucleotides long. RefSeq lists its product as uncharacterized. NCBI's taxonomy places the organism in Eukaryota, Fungi, Ascomycota, Dothideomycetes, Pleosporales, Pleosporaceae. The record is from RefSeq and is a predicted model, not a curated record. The transcript is spliced from 2 exons. The coding region runs from base 1 to 1662 and encodes 553 amino acids. Gene Ontology annotation, molecular function: RNA binding.
AUGGCCAAAUCAAAGGACAAACGCUCGGCUAAGACGGACACGCCCAAGAAGAGCCACAAGUCAGACAAGCCAGACAAGUCCCUCAUCAAAGUCGACAAAAAGGCGUUUGACCCGGCGCUAGCAUCGCUGUUUGCUGCCAGUGCCGGACCUGUGCAAGCCCCUUCAAAGUCACGGUACCAAGCGCGCGAACAAGCGAAAGCGACCAAAGAAUCCAGCGAGGAUGAAGGCGAUGCGAACGAUGCGGAACUGAGCUCGGCAUCCGAAAGCUUGCCUUCCGACGAUGACGACGAAGAGGAAGAGGAAGAUGAGGACAUGUCGGAUGCCAGCGACGACGCUGAAUCUGAAGACGAGACCGCGCUAGCAAAACUGGGUGAAGCCGUACUGCACGGCGCAAAGGAAAAGCCAAAGAAGCGCAAGCGAGGCGACAAGGAAGAGAUCGAGGAUGCGUAUAUGCGCAAAGUAGCGCGCGAGGAAGAGAAGGAGGAGGAGCAAAGACAGAAGAAGCGCAAGACCGAAGAAGAGGAGGACGAGGAUUCUUCAGACGAGGACGACGAGGAUGAGUCUUCGGAUGAGGCAGACGAGGGCAAAGAGACCAAGGACGCGGACAAGGCAGAAGACGUCACAAUUCCCAAGCAUGAGUCGCUCAUGGAGAAGACCGACGAGAGCGCAUCCGAGGUGGAGAAGGCGUCCCGCACUGUCUUCCUGAGCAACGUCUCGGUCGAGUGCAUAAGCUCAAAGCCCGCAGAAAAGGCUCUCAAGAAGCACCUGGAGUCCUUUAUACCUGAUCUCGCCGAUAACAAGCCCCCGCACAAGAUCGAGUCGAUACGUUUCCGGUCAACGGCUCUCGAUCCUUCCCUACCCAAACGCGCUGCCUUUGCAACCAAAGACAUCAUAGACGCGACUACCAAGAGCACGAACGCAUAUGCUGUUUACACGACCAAGUUAGCCGCAAGAGAAGCUGUCAAGAAACUCAACGGCUCUAUGCUGCUCAACCGCCAUCUCCAUGUCGAUUCACUAGCCCAUCCCAUGAAGGUCGACCACCGCCGCUGUGUCUUCGUAGGCAACCUUCCCUUCGUAGACGAGGAGUCCCAAACACCCGUCGCAGAAGGCGAGAAGCCCAAGAAGAAGAAGGCCGCCUCUGACAUCGAAGAGGGUCUCUGGGUACACUUUGGCAAAUGCGGCAAAAUCGAGAGCGUGCGCGUAGUCCGCGAUGCCAAGACAAGAGUCGGAAAGGGUUUCGCCUACGUCCAGUUCGUGGAUGAGAACGGCGUCGAAGCCGCGCUGCAACUCAACGAAAAGAUGUACCCACCUAUGCUCCCUCGUAAACUCCGUAUUACACGUUGCAAAGCGGAGAAGAAGAACAAGGAGAAGCCGAGAGGCCCACCGCCAUCCAAGGCACCCAGGCCGGGCGGCAACCCUGGUGCCGGUUACAAGCAGAAGUUGACUGAGGAGCAAAAGUCGAUGCAAGGACGUGCUAGAUCGAUGCUGGGCAAGGUCGCCAAGGCACAAACAAAAGAGGGUUUCGUGUUUGAAGGCCACAGGGCGAGUGAGAGGCAGGGCAAGAGUGGGCUCAAGUUCAAGGGCAGCGGCGGACAAAAGAAGGGUGCCAAUGGACGCAAGAGCAGAAGUGCGGGCUGGAAAAAGAACGGUGGCAAAAAAUAG